Haliotis rufescens (red abalone) is the source of this 1639-nucleotide messenger RNA. RefSeq lists its product as uncharacterized. NCBI's taxonomy places the organism in Eukaryota, Metazoa, Mollusca, Gastropoda, Lepetellida, Haliotidae. The record is from RefSeq and is a predicted model, not a curated record. The transcript is spliced from 2 exons. The coding region runs from base 294 to 1490 and encodes 398 amino acids.
GCUGGGCUGUCGCACAGUGGCGAAUCUCCAGGUAAAUCGGCCUGGAGCAGACGAGAGGCUUUGGGACACCCGUCCAGUCACAAAGAAAUAUGAUUACCAACAGAGAUGAUUACAGCUGGGUAAAAGUGCCCGUUUGAGCUGGAUUGUAGAUAUCGCGGGGAUCUUUACUGGCACAGAGCAGACGCGAGCAUACAGGAGCAGACGGCAGUAGUCGUCUGUCUCUACAACCCGACUGGAACAAGCAGACGAUACCAAAAGGAUAUUGUAUUUGUGUAUACUGGAAAAACGCUGAGAUGGAAUCGACCACGGAAAUAUCCACUUCAAAAGAAGAGAUGCAGCUUGAAAUAGAAGCUCUGCAGAAAGAGGUGACAUCGAGCCGUGGCGCCAUGCAUCGGACUCAGGCCUGCUUUCACCAACACCAGGCCAAGGCGAACUUCCUCACCACAUCAUUGCAGGCGCAGCUUCGGCACAAGGACCAGGAACUUCGUCGACUUGCACUGAAACAGGAGCGGCAGGUUGAGAAGAUUGUGGCUCAUCUGUUAUUCCUUGAAGGACAGAUAAGAAAAGAUCAGAAAAAUGUGGUGAAUGUGUUGCUUGAGAAAGACAAAAAAAUAAAAUCUCAACAGACAGAAAUUGAUGAUUUAAGGUAUAAAAACAACAAAUUAAUUGCAGCGUUAAAAGAACUUCACAUGCCCCCUGGCACUAAUGGGAUCACUCCUGAAAAGCAUUACGAAAAGUCUGACGGAGGGGGAAAUAACUCUGUCAAAACCCCGAAAGAUAAGGACAAAAUGCACAAGCUGCGAUUCAGCGGAAUGCGUGACAGACUACGUCGACAUCGGAGCAGUUUUGAGCUGCAUCACCCGGAGCCGCUAGAAACUCUCGAGGAGACAACCGUCAGGUCCUGUAGCCAGGAGAACCUCGCUGACGAGAACAAGGACAUAAAGAAGGAUCGGAGAAUGAGUGUUCCGGGAAAAGAACGACCUCGCAGUAUGAUUGAAAUGCCUCAAAGAACCAACGAAUAUCCGUUGUUGGAGUUUCCACAAGAAAUUGACUUCACUCAUGACUACGAGGAUGAAGUUUAUGACAAAAUUGAUGAUGAUGACAUUUUCACUAACGGCUGUGAUGAGCCUGCCGAUAUUCCCAAGUCCUAUUCGCUGCCUCAGGAUCUAUCACGUAUCGCCAAUGGCAACCAUUCGGAGGUGAAGGAAAGGCCACAUUCCAUGUCAAGUGUCGAUAUGUAUGCAUUGGACAAAAUGUCAAAAUCCCCUGGUCACAAACAGCAGCAUCACAAACCACAUCAACAGCAACAUCAUCAACCUCAUCAUCAGAGCUCUCCGGGUGAAUCAAAUCCGUUCAAGAGCAUAAAGACGAUGUUAAAGAGAAAAGGGAGCAAACUCCGCAAGAAGCGCUCUGUCUCCCUUCCUCAGGGAACAAACCAGGAGUAUGCAGAGGCCUUAAAAAAACACUUUGAGAAGUACGACCUGUCUUGAUGAGAAACAGGACAUCAUCUUGUGAUUGGGGGCGGUCAGGUAGCCUAGUGGUUAAAGCAUUCGCUUGUCAACCCAAAAACCCGGGUUCGAUUCCCGACAUGGGUACAAUGUGUGAAGCCAUUUCUGAUGUCCCCCGCCGUGAUAUUGCU